This is a messenger RNA of Epinephelus lanceolatus (giant grouper), 588 nucleotides long. The record is from RefSeq and is a predicted model, not a curated record. NCBI's taxonomy places the organism in Eukaryota, Metazoa, Chordata, Actinopteri, Perciformes, Serranidae.
AUGGUAUCCGAGGAACUCUUUCAUGAGGUGUGUCACAGUCCGCUGGUGUCCAGUCUGCUGCCAUCGUCCUUCAGAAGCUCCUCGCAGUUAUCAGGCAGCCACGGGCCGGGCUUUGCUAAGCUCAACCGGAGAGAAGGAGCUGGAGGUUGGUCUCCUCUGAGCUCAGACAGAUAUCAGUGGUUGGAGGUCGACCUCGGUGGGCGGACACAGAUCACUGCUGUUGCAACGCAGGGCCGCUACGGCAGCUCUGAUUGGUUGACGGACUACCUGCUGAUGUUCAGCGACACAGGACACAACUGGAAACAGUAUCGCCAGGAAGACAGCAUUGGGGCUUUCCCCGGGAACAGUAACGCAGACAGCGUGGUCCAGCACAAGCUCCAGCAUCCGGUGAUCGCCCGCUACGUCCGCCUCAUCCCCCUGGACUGGAAUCCGAAUGGACGGAUUGGACUCAGGCUGGAGACCUACGGAUGUCCUCACAGUCAGUUUGGGCUUUUUUUUUUUUUAAAGAUGAAAGUAGAAAUGAUACCUUCCUGUUUCACGUCACUGAACGGGACAUCAUACGGUUCUCUGUCUGAACUUCUUUUCUGA